Molecule: messenger RNA, 630 nt
Organism: Peniophora sp. CBMAI 1063
Lineage: Eukaryota; Fungi; Basidiomycota; Agaricomycetes; Russulales; Peniophoraceae
Source: the annotation of a GenBank genome assembly
AUGCUCACGUCCGCUGCAUUCGCAUUCUCCUCGGUUGUUGUCUCCGCGCUGGCAACACCAUUGGGCUCAACUCUCCUGGAAAAGCGCACUCCCCCGGCAUGCGCGUGGAAUAGCGUCACCAACGUCACAGAGAGCUUCACAUUACUCGCCGUGGGCCGUAAUGACCCACCUACCCUGACACCGCUGGCGUUGGGUGAACUGGACGCCUUCCAGCCUGGCAUCCGGAUCAUAGCAUCCGCCGCGUCUCUCAGCAAGAACUACGGAACGAACUUCACGAUGACAGACGGUGCGAUGUACUCCAUCCCCGUCGACGGUAGCGGUGGCGUUGCCCUUUCAAAUUACGUCCCCACAAGCAACACCCUGCUGGAAUUCACUGCUUCCGAUGAUUCUGCGACGGGUGAUGCCAUCCCGGCGUACUGCGAACUCUUCAAUACUAGCCCCCACGGCGUCACUUACCCCUACACCCUUGCCGUCAACGCCGAUCUCGAUGACUUCGCCCUUUGUACGGCCCCGAACAACGGGAAGCCUGUUGAUGUCAUCGUCUUCGCACCCGACUCCGGCGUGACGGAUCCGUACGACGCAAGUUCCUGCGUACCAGUUUCCGUCCAGGUUCUUCAUGACUGCUGCUGA